This is a messenger RNA of Cherax quadricarinatus, 3710 nucleotides long. The record is from RefSeq and is a predicted model, not a curated record. NCBI's taxonomy places the organism in Eukaryota, Metazoa, Arthropoda, Malacostraca, Decapoda, Parastacidae.
AAUAUCUUAUUGUUUUUCCCAGGGUUAUUGUCUGAAGAUGAUGUUACAUCUGUGCUAGCUUAGACAACCAUUACAACAAGAAGAGGAAGCAGAACAUUCUAGAUUAUCUAUUAUGACAACAUUCAGUGGGUGGAUAUUGUCAGUACUUCAUCAUUUAUGUGAUCUCUGAAAGACUUUAUAAGCCUUAGUGCCUUACUUUUACUUUUAAUAUGAGCUCUACAAAGCUGAUACAUUCUAAUGAACAUUUUACAUAAAUUCCUGUGAUACUGUUGCAUUUGUUAUCAGAACUAAAAAGUUGAAAAAUACAGAAAUUGCAACUUGCAGAUAAAUCAAGGUAAAAUAUCAUCAUCCUCGUAUUUUUUGUGUAUAAGUUUUUUUUUUAUCAGAUAAAAUAUAAAGACCAGUAGCCAAGUUAAAGAAGUUCUUGCAAUAAUUUUAUUUUUAUUAUUUGCUUAUGAAUCAGAAAUAUAAAAAUGGUAUCACAGAGCAAUAUUUAUUCCUGAAAUGUAUGGAUCAAGCAGUCAAAAUGAGGAUUAUGAAAGAAAAUUAUAUACUUGCUUGAUGUGAUUUUAUUCUCAAUAUGCCUUUUAUGAGUAAUGAUACUGCACUUAUAAUGGAAACAGAGUAAUCAGAAACUUAGGAGAAGAAUACAACCCCAGCUAGGAAAUAAUUAUCACUUGAGCAUACUAAGAAAGUCAUCACAUUAAAAUAGAAAAAUUGAAUAUCUCUAGUAAGAUAUAUAAUUAAACAUGUCAUUUAGUGUGAAAAUGGAUGAAAUGAGAGCCCUGCAGAGGCAAGAUGAAGCAACACUCCCAAUAUUACAAAAUAGACCACUAUUAGAUUCGGCUGAUAAUAGAGGAAGUGUAGUAUCACUUCCACAUAUAUCUCAGAGAUCAGAGUUAAAGCCAGUGGAAGAAAAUCUGAUUCCAUUAUUUAACAGCAAAUCACAAAAUGUAGAAAAAGGAUCAAUAUCCCCAACAGAUAAGGGAAAUUGUGAAAUAUUUCCUCUUAUUCAAGAAGACCGUCAUCCUUUAUCUCGCUUAAAAGAUGUUGAGCAAAAUACUGUUUCCAAAAAUCUGAGGCAAGAAACUGCACCAUCAUUUCUCUCAAAAAAUGUGAAAACACUGGACAACUCUGUUAAUGAUGUUCCAGUCGUUUCCUGGAGGCUCAAAUGUACUCCAGGUUUACUAGAAAUCUUGCAGAGUCACAUGCAGUGGUUCAGGACAUUAAUAUCAGUGUAUUGCAAAACACGAGGAGCAAAUUUUGUUGAAGCAACAACAUUUGCUGAUUAUGUUCACUUGGUGAAACUUGAGGCCGGUGUUGCUAAAAUUUUUAGUAAACAUAAAAAUAAAUCUGAAUCAAUUUUUACUACAGAAUAUCUUUAUUCACAAAGUGCUUCUUAUGGCAUCCAUACCCUUAAUGUUUGUCACUUAAGGGACUUGCUUACACAAAGUCCCCUCUUUGUGUAUUCUGCUGCCACAGGAUUAUGGAAGAAACAUUAUCUUAAUAAUGAUCCUAACAUACUUAACGAAGAGUUUCAUUGGCGAGGAAUAUUAUGCAUGAGACACGUGUGGACUGCCUCAAUCAUGUCCCAGUCCACAAACAGUGUCCAAAUUGCAAGCUUAGAAGCUGUUGUUGGCAAGUCAGUUAUGACUGAUCAUCAGAUAUUCCAACAAAUUUGUUAUGCUUUGCAUAUGCCUCGUUGUGAAGAGAUAAUGGAGUCCAUGAAGAGUCUACUGGUAUUAUCAUCAUCAUUUACCAUUUUUGAAAAAGGAAGAGAUACUGCAGUUAAGAAUAAUACUACACUUGCAGACACAGUUAUUGCAAAUUCAUCAUCUUCACUGAAUUCUUCCAAGUUAAUUUAUUUGCAAAAGGAGGGAAAUGAAAAACAAGAGCCCUGUAUGCAAAUGUUACCAAAGACAAUAAAGUCUGAAGAUUGCCAGACAAUGCAGCCAUCAUGUCCUGGGACAGAAGUAUCACAAGACUUAACACCAACCUUCCAGGUUACACCAUUAGCAACCUCACAAAGAGUGGUUGUUGAGCAAAACAGUGAAUUGGCAUCACAUCCACAGACUGAAGAUACACAUCAGCAGAAACAUAAGCCAAUGCAAGUGGAGCAGCUAGGUGGCUCUCGCAAAACUGUGGAGAAGAAUAAUGCACCUAUUACUAAAAAAAAGAAGUCAUGCAUUACUAAGAAAACAUGUAAACAGCAGAACAUGUCAGAUCAUCUCUCCAAGAUUCUUAGUGCACCUCAGGAGCAGUACUUAGCACCUCUUCUCCAAGGCUGGGUACGUGAAGUGGUACGACGUGCCAUUGCCGAGAAGAAAAGAUGUGAUGUUUAUUAUCAUCCACCCAAAGGUCGGAAGCUUCGAUCUCGUGUAGAGAUUGUAAAGUAUUUGACAGAGGAAAAUGUGACUGGCCUGACUAUAGACAACUUUACUUUUUACCCAUUUUGCCUUGGAUUUAGAGAGCCAUAUGAAGUCAUCAGGAGUGCUAAAUUGUGUCAUGCAUUUAAAACAAAGAAGAAAGUUGAAGAAGAAAGAAAAAUUCUCAAGAAAACAAUUGAAUGUGUUACAGCUGCUAUGGCACCUCUGCAGGUGCCAGAGAAAAAGUGUAGCACCAAUAAUGACAAACACAACUUAAAAGAAAAUGAUGGAUUUGAAGUUAUUAACGAGGCAGGAGAAACCACUGGAUAUGAAGAUUGGAUACAGUUGUCUUCAGUUACACAGCUUGGUGCAGCAAAAUUUAAUACUAGAGAAAAAAAUGACUCUAAGAAACAGAAGAAAGUUGAAGAAGAAAGAAAAAUUCUCAAGAAAACAAUUGAAUGUGUUACAGCUGCUAUGGCACCUCUGCAGGUGCCAGAGAAAAAGUGUAGCACCAAUAAUGACAAACACAACUUAAAAGAAAAUGAUGGAUUUGAAGUUAUUAACGAGGCAGGAGAAACCACUGGAUAUGAAGAUUGGAUACAGUUGUCUUCAGUUACACAGCUUGGUGCAGCAAAAUUUAAUACUAGAGAAAAAAAUGACUCUAAGAAACAGGUCCAUUCUUGUAAGUCCAGUAAUAAGUAUCAAGAUCUGAAUAAAGUAAAAAACAUUCUAGUUCAUGGAGCAAGCAGUAAUACUACAUUAGAUGGUAAAAAUAAGAAUAAUUUGAUGGAAUAUGAAAGUAACUCUGAGAUGUUUCUGUUAUCAACAAAUAAAAACUCAGUGUGCAACGAUCUCACACUUGCAAGACAAAAUAAGCCAGUGUUGGGUGUUAGUUCUGUCUUAGACAAAAUUAACAGUAGUGAUGAUAAACUGGAAAUGGGUAACAUAGAGAUUAAAAGUGAACCACAAAAAGCAAAAAACAAAGUGAAUUUUUUAACCAAAAAUGGUGAAAGUAAAUUCUGCACAAACCAAAAGAAAGCAGAGGCUAACACGCAGGGUUUAGAUUGUAAACUAAAAAAUGGAAAUAAGAGAAACUGCGACUCUGAUGAAGUCAGAUGCAAAAAGAAAAGCAAAAUAUAUAAUACAUCCAAUGAGAAAGCAGCAUGUAACUUGUUUGAUGCAACUCAGAAGUGUAAUAAUGACCACCAGCAGGGUAUUUCUCAAACAAAUACUGUAUAUAAUACUGAAGGAGAAAAAUUGGAUAUGGAAUUAAAUCACACUGAUAAAAGCUUGCUUGAUUAUUGUAAUAUGACAUUUAAAGAAAUUUAAGCAUAAAGACUGAGG